This is a messenger RNA of Notolabrus celidotus (New Zealand spotty), 4016 nucleotides long. RefSeq names its product BAF chromatin remodeling complex subunit BCL11B a (gene bcl11ba). The record is from RefSeq and is a predicted model, not a curated record. The transcript is spliced from 3 exons. The coding region runs from base 804 to 3347 and encodes 847 amino acids. Gene Ontology annotation, cellular component: nucleus. Gene Ontology annotation, molecular function: RNA polymerase II cis-regulatory region sequence-specific DNA binding; DNA-binding transcription factor activity. NCBI's taxonomy places the organism in Eukaryota, Metazoa, Chordata, Actinopteri, Labriformes, Labridae. Gene Ontology annotation, biological process: positive regulation of transcription by RNA polymerase II.
ACUCUCCCUCUCACCGCUCACUGAACGUCACGUCCGCACUUGAACUUGAGUUUUCAGCCCCUGUAGGAGCCAGAGCGCCGCACAGACCCGCACAGACCCGCAGAGCGCCGCACGGACCCGCACUGAGGUGCACAGACCAGCACAGUGCCACAAAGAGCCGUGUGGACCCGCACGGACCUGCAGAGCUCCACACAGACCCGCAGAGAGACGCAGAGAGCAGCCCUGGGAUGCGGGACUGUGCAGCCCGCGCACAGACGGAGAGCAACGCGAGGCUCUGAGUCCUCUGCACGCGCAGCAGCUGAAGUGUCAGCAGCUCGACCAACACCUCUAGAAGUUCGGGAUCAGGACUGGAUUUACAUUUUUUUUUUACCUCCCCCCACGUGCUCGGUCCGGAGCGGAGCGCGUGCUGUCCGGUGUGUCCGGAGACUGGACCCACUCUGAGGGACCAUCAGGAGGUGACCGUAGACCUCCUUCCCCACUGCUCCGGCUCAUGGUCUGAGCUCCACGGCGGGCUGAUCCGGUCCCCCCCUAUCCCCCCACUCCACUCCCCCCACCCCCCUAACGGUGCUCACCGAGACCCGCCGCGCGCACUGCCGGUCACCGCACCGCUCCGGAGCCACUGCCCGCUGCAAGACCAGCCCAGGGGCCACAGCUGGGGCCGCAGCACAGGGGCCAGUUUGGGGUCCUUAGCCCGCGGCCGGUUUUGGGGCCAGUUAACGGCCGCCGGUCUUCAGCAGGAGGAGGAGGAGAGUCGACCCUUCACGCGCCGCUCUCCGGGCGAUGCCAGUGUAAAUGCCAGGGCGAUGUCCCGACGCAAGCAGGGGAACCCGCAGCACCUGUCCCAGAGAGAAAUCACAGCGGAAAUUGAGCAUCACGAUGGCGGCCUGCUCCCAGACUGCCUCCCCCCUCACCCUCUCGUCCUCCCCCCUCACCUGUUGGACCCCAGUCUGGGCCACACCCUCCCUCCUGGCCUGCAUGCAGACCAUGACCUGCUGACAUGCGGUCAGUGUCAGCUGAGCCUGCCGCUUGGCGACAUCCUCCUCUUCAUCGAGCACAAAAAGAAGCAGUGCAGCUCACCGCUGCUGCCCAACGGCUGCUACGACAAGAUGAACGAGCGAGGAGGAGGAGGAGGAGGAGGAGGAGGGAGCCCCGCCCACCACAACCUGCAUCACCAUGCUCAGAGGGUGGAGCUAAGGAAGGUGUUGGAACCUGUGGAGGUCGGCAUUCAGGUGACACCUGAGGAGGAGGAGGAAGGAGGAAGAGGACGAAGAAGAGAACAUGGAGGGGAGAGGAGAGAGAGGACACCAAUCAAAGGAAUCUGCCCCAAACAGGAAAACAUGCCAGGUCCCAGGGACGAACCUUCCAACUACAUCUGCACCACCUGUAAACAGCCUUUCCCCAGCGCCUGGUUCCUGCUGCAGCAUGCCCAGAACACACACGGUAUCCGCAUCUACCUUGAGUCCAACCCUUCCAGCACCGCCCUCACCCCCCGCAUCUCUAUGCCUCCCCCCAUUGGCAAUGACUCCAUCCCGCAGUCCCCCCUCACCAACUUCCUUGGAGACAACAACCCCUUCCACCUCCUGAGGAUGACAGGCCCCCUGCUCCGAGAGCCUCCUCCAGGCUUUGUGGAGAAUCGCCUACAGAACACACCUCCAUUUGUCAGCCCGCCUCCUCGCCUCCACCUGGACCCCCACCGGCUGGAACGGCUCAGUGUAGAGGAAAUGGGUCUCAUCUCCCAGCACCCAAGUGCCUUUGAGCGGGUGAUGCGACUGACACCCAUGGCCAUGGAGUCCCAGUCCAUGGACUUCUCCAGACGGCUACGAGAGCUGGCAGGGAACAACAACAGCACCACCCCCCCACUGUCUCCCAGCAGAGCCAACCCUAUGCACCGACUACUAAACCCUAACCCCUUCCAAUCUGGGCCCAAAUCGCCCUUUCUGAGCACGCCUCCCUUACCACCAAUGCCCCCAAACAGCACUACCCCUCCCCAGAACCAGAACAAAGUCAAGUCCUGUGAGUUCUGCGGGAAGACCUUCAAAUUCCAGAGCAACUUGGUGGUGCAUCGGCGCAGCCAUACCGGAGAAAAACCAUACAAGUGCCAGCUGUGUGACCACGCCUGCUCUCAGGCCAGCAAGCUGAAGAGACACAUGAAGACACACAUGCACAAAGCUGGAUCUUUGACAGGGCGCUCAGAUGAUGGACUAUCCACCACGAGCUCCCCAGAGCCAGGAACGAGUGAUGUCACAGGGGAGGGCAUGAAGAACCGUGACAGGGACUUCCAGGGGGAAGGAAAUGAGGAGGAAGAGGAGGAGGAGGAGGAAGAAGAACUGGAGAAUGAGAGUCGACCAGAAUCCAACUUCAGCAUGGAGUCUGAGUUCUACAGGAACAGGGAGAACGGAUCCAAACCACCCUCAGAGGAGAAGUCCUCAUUCAGCCUGGACAAGAUGGUGGAUGGAGCAGGACUCAACUCAAUACAGCAGUUUAAUAACUUGAUCGUUGACAAUCGUAAACAGAUGCCCUUCUCAAAGAGGUGCUCUGACGGCCAGCGGGACACUGGGGACGAGGACUCAGUGGCUGGGGAGAUAGACCAUCACCAGCGGCAGGAGAGGACAACCAUAAAUGGCCGGAACUGUGGCUCCGGGGACUCUUUCUCAGGCCUGUUUCCACGUAAGCCCACCCCCAUCACCAGCCCUACCCUGUCCAACUCAUCCAAUAAGAGGAUCAAAAUCGAGAAGGACUUGGACAUUCCCCCUGCCCCCCACAUACCCUCUGAGAACGUCUACUCCCAGUGGUUGGUGGGCUACGCUGCCUCACGACACUUCAUCAAGGACCCUUUUCUUGGCUUCACUGACUCCAGACAAUCACCCUUCGCCACUUCCUCUGAGCACUCAUCUGAGAACGGCAGCCUGCGGUUCUCCACGCCCCCAGGUGACCUGCUGGAUGGUGGGCUGUCGGGCCGCAGCGGCACCGCCAGCGGAGGCAGCACACCUCACCUGAGCGGAAACGGCAGUUCAGGCCGACCCACUUCUAAGGACAGCAGGAGGUGUGACACCUGUGAGUUCUGUGGUAAAGUGUUCAAGAACUGUAGCAACCUGACGGUGCACCGGCGCAGCCACACCGGAGAGCGGCCCUAUAAAUGCGACCUGUGCAAUUAUGCUUGUGCUCAGAGCUCAAAGCUCACGCGCCACAUGAAGACUCACGGCCAAAUGGGUAAGGAAGUGUACCGCUGUGACAUUUGCCAAAUGCCAUUCAGCGUGUACAGCACUUUGGAAAAACACAUGAAAAAGUGGCAUGGAGAACAUUUGAUGACCAAUGAGGUCAAAAUUGAACAAGCAGAGAGAACCUGAACCCUGUUCCCAAAUGCCACACUGACUAACUGAUGAACUAAUUGGGGAGCUGGAUACUCUUUUUUCUGAAAUAAUGGUAAUUUUUGUUUUUUUGUGUGUUUUUUAAAAAAAAAACUGCCAACUGAGAACAAAGAGUGGAGACACCGUCCCAACGCCGAGUGAAGCUGUCAACUGCCUCAUUUGGAGUUCCUUUUGAAACAAUCAGUCAGUUGAGUUUGAACAUAUGUGGAGCCUUUAACUGUGCAAUAAUUUCUGUAUUUAUUGGAUUUUGUAUUUGGCAUGUGCAGGUAUGUUUUUAUUUAGGCUUUUUUUUUUAAGUUGUUUGAUUUGAUUUUACAUUGCUCUGUUUUUUAAAAAUCCCUAUUGAUAUCCUGAGAGUUUUGUAGAAGAUUAAAGUCCAUUUCAAGUCUGAAAUCUGUUUUGGCCGCUGCUGUAGGAAAUUGUACAAUAAGUUGAAAGUGAGAUUUGUUUAAGAGGUGCUAAAUUCAAUCGGACGUGGCAUUACCUGAGAAAGCUAGAAUUAGAAUAUUUUAUGUGAUGAUGAAACGCGGAUAACAAUCCUUUGGCUCUGUAGCAUGAUCAGACUUUAAAUAUGUUGAUUUAAUUAGAUAUGUAGCACUGGGUGUCAGAUGUGACAGUGAACGUAAAAAUGAAGAGGAUUCCAAGGUU